Molecule: messenger RNA, 627 nt
Organism: Ricinus communis (castor bean)
Lineage: Eukaryota; Viridiplantae; Streptophyta; Magnoliopsida; Malpighiales; Euphorbiaceae
Product: agamous-like MADS-box protein AGL61
Exons: 1
Coding region: 1-627 (208 amino acids)
Biological process (GO): positive regulation of transcription by RNA polymerase II
Molecular function (GO): protein dimerization activity; RNA polymerase II cis-regulatory region sequence-specific DNA binding; DNA-binding transcription factor activity, RNA polymerase II-specific
Source: RefSeq, a predicted model, not a curated record
AUGGUGAAGAGAGGGUCUACUUUGGGUCGCCAGAAGAUUGCAAUUGAAAAAAUAUCGAAAAAGACUCAUCUACAAGUGACCUUCUCUAAACGUCGUGCAGGACUUUUCAAGAAAGCUAGUGAGCUUUGCACACUUUGUGGUGUUGAGAUUGCGAUAUUAGUUUUUUCUCCUGCUAACAAGGCAUUCUCCUUUGGUCAUCCUGAGGUCGAGUCAGUCCUGGAUCGAUUUCUUGCUCGGCAUCCUCUUCCAACAAGUUCCAGCGCACACCAACUCAUCGAAGCGCAUCGAAAUGCUAAUGUUUGUGAGCUUAAUAUGCAAUUGACCCAUACUCUUAAUCAGAUGGAAGACGAGAAGAAGAAGGGGGAAUUGCUCGAUCAGAUUAGAAAGUCUAGCCAAAACAUGUGCUGGUGGGAAGCUCCCAUUGAUGAACUUGGUAUGCAUGAGCUAGAACAACUAAGGUUUGCAUUAGAGGAGCUAAAGAAGAAUGUUACAAAACAAAUCAGCAAAAUUUUGAUCAACUCUGGUAGUUCUUUGCCGUUUUCAUCUGGAAAUGUUAUUGGACAUAUUUCGGACUAUGAGAGCAAACCUAAUGUUGCUCCAUGUAUCCCUUGUGUCAAUAAACAUUGA